This is a messenger RNA of Ictalurus furcatus (blue catfish), 3120 nucleotides long. Its product is annotated as protocadherin alpha-2-like. NCBI's taxonomy places the organism in Eukaryota, Metazoa, Chordata, Actinopteri, Siluriformes, Ictaluridae. Gene Ontology annotation, cellular component: plasma membrane. Gene Ontology annotation, biological process: homophilic cell-cell adhesion. The record is from RefSeq and is a predicted model, not a curated record. The transcript has a single exon. Bases 702 to 3113 code for a protein of 803 amino acids. Gene Ontology annotation, molecular function: calcium ion binding.
GGGAGUUCAAACCCGAAACUCACCCCCUCCCUCAGCCCUUUGCUACGCAACUGGCGGUAUUGUUCAGUUAUUCAAAUAUUACUGCAAUAACAUGGCAAAGUUUAAUAACUUCAUACUUUCACUUUGUCCAUUUGUGUCCUAUAAUCGUAUUUGUUUCAUAUUUAUAUUAUAUUCAUAUGAUUAUGCAAUUAGUCAAGUUAGUGAUAAAACACCACAAUUACAAAAUGCGACUGUAAAAAUCUGAAUUUUAAUACGAGGCUUAUUUGGAAUGAGAAUUUAAACACUAAUGUGAUCCUUAUAAUGAAAUCGAACAGAAUAGAUUAGACUUAAUUCCUGAAAAUACACAAAAGGUUAUUUGUGUAACUGAGAGUUUAACAUCUCCACAUUUAGCUCACCACCAAUUCAUCAUGUCAAGAAUUAAUCACACACAAAACACAUUAUUUGAUGCAACUUUCAUAACGAUAGUUUUGACUGACAAUUUCAGAUUGUUAUUUCCACACAAGAUGUCGCUGUAGACCGUGAGUUGGAGUUAUUGACACAAUAUUAAUACUCCGCCUAACGCAGAAAAGAAGAACAGAGCGUCACAUACUUCUGACAUCAGCAGAGCUCGUGUAUUUUUCUUUUUCCUGCAGACACUGGAUUAAAUAAAAGAACACUUUCGACUUGUUUUUUGUUGUUGUGAAUAUCCAGUAAAGGAAGCGAUGGUUGUAUCGGACAGCACUCGCUCUGCCUGGAUGAAGGCUCUGCUGCUGCUUUGUUUAUGGGAUUUGUGUUACGGUCAGAUUUCCUACUCGGUUUCAGAGGAGGCCAAGAAGGGAACCGUUGUUGGAAAUCUAGCGAAGGAUCUCAAUCUCAGUGUGCAGGAACUGGAGUCGCGCAUGUUUCAGCUUGUUACUGGAUCUAACGCCAAGUAUUUCGAGGUAAAUCGGAAAACAGGCAUUUUAUUGGUUAAUGACAGAAUAGACCGAGAGGAGCUGUGUGAAAGCAAACAGAAAUGCGUACUGAAUGUCGAAGCGAUCAUCCACAAUCCUCACAAGCUCUACCGUGUGGAAAUUAAUAUAGUAGACAUUAAUGAUAACUCUCCGGUGUUUCCCCGUCAAUCAGUUGCUUUGAAUAUUAGUGAAAAUGUGCUUCCGGGAGAUCGAUUUCCAUUAACUAAAGCACGUGACAUGGACAUCGAUAAUAACUCAGUGAAAACCUAUAAAAUGAGCACAAAUGAAUAUUUCUCAUUGGACAUACAGAGUGAUUCGGCUGAACUGGUCCUUCAGAAAUCUCUGGACCGAGAGAGAGAAUCGGUGAUCAAGCUCGUGCUGACUGCUGUAGACGGCGGGACUCCUCCCAGAUCUGGAACAAUGCAGAUCGUUAUAAACGUAUUGGAUGCAAAUGAUAACAGCCCUGUUUUCACCACACCUCUGUAUAAAAUCAAGGUGAAUGAGAAUGCACCCACAGGAACAAAACUUCUCACGGUUUCCGCAUCAGAUGCAGAUGAGGGUAUUAACAGCGAGCUGUCGUACUCCAUUAUUACCGAUGACGAACACUCGGCGUUAGACUUGUUCUCCAUAAAUCCUGUUUCUGGUGAUAUUAUUGUCAAAGGUAAUAUUAAUCAUGAGGACAGUCCCGCCGUGGAGCUUAGAAUUCAGGCUCAGGACAAAGGACAUCCACCAAGAAUGUCACGAUGCAAAGUAUUAAUUGAAGUAGUGGAUGUGAAUGACAAUGCACCAGAGAUAUCAGUCACUCUUCUCAUGAGCUUUGUAAGCGAGGACAUCAAACCUGGCACAGAUGUUGCAUUAAUCACUGUAUCAGAUAAAGACAGCGGAACGAAUGGUAAAGUAGAUUGUAAAAUUCUAGCACCGAGUCCUUUUAAAUUACAACUAUCAUAUAAAAACUCUUACGCUCUUGUUGUCAAUGAAGCUUUGGACAGAGAGCGGGUCUCCCAAUAUGAUGUUACAGUUCUAGCUAAUGAUGAGGGAACUCCUUCCCUCUCGAGCAGUAACGUUAUAACAGUUCAUGUCUCUGAUGUGAAUGAUAACGCGCCUUUAUUUCCUGCACCGAUGAUAAAUAUUGGCGUGAAAGAGAAUAGUCCAGUUGGAGGGCUGAUGGCAUCACUAACGGCACGAGACUUAGACAUCGGUGAAAAUGCCCUUGUUUCGUAUUCUUUAAUUGAUGCAGAGGGCAGCAGAGUAUCAAAUCUGAUGAACAUUAACGCACACACCGGUGAACUGUACAGCCUGAAGUCUUUCGAUUACGAAGAAACCAAACGACUUCAGUUUAAAGUUCAAGCCACUGACUCUGGUGUCCCUCCACUAAGUAGUAACGUGACUGUGAACAUUUUUAUCCUGGAUGAGAAUGACAACAGUCCAGUUUUUCUCCCUCCUUAUUCUGAACCUGGAUCAGUAAACAGUGAGAACAUUCCCUACUCUGCUGAAGCGGGGUAUUUUGUGGCUAAAGUCAGAGCUGUAGACGCUGAUUCAGGUUAUAAUGCACUAUUGUCUUAUCACAUGACCGAACCAAAGGGAACGAAUCUCUUCCGAAUCGGAACCAGCACAGGAGAAAUAAGGACUAAAAGACGAAUGAGUGACAAUGACUUAAAAGCUCACCCGCUUAUCAUUACUGUCUCGGAUAAUGGAGAACCUUCACUGUCCACAACUAUGAGUAUUGAAGUUGUGGUUAUGGAAAAUAUGGACAGCGUGCAGCCUUCACUAAGACAAGUGCCAGUAAAGGAGGAGAAUUUUUCUAAUCUGAAUCUCUAUCUGCUCAUUGCUGUUGUCUCAGUGUCAGUGAUAUUUUUAGUUAGCCUCGUCGGUUUAAUAGUAGCUAAAUGCUACGGGACAGACGGCGGUUUCAGCAGCUCCAGCGCUCCAGUGGUCACUACACACCCUGACGGGAGCUGGUCUUACUCUAAAUCCACUCAGCAGUAUGAUGUGUGUUUUAGCUCAGACACACUGAAGAGUGACGUAGUGGUUUUCCCCUCACCGUUUCCGCCUGCAGACGCAGAGCUGAUCAGCAUUAAUGGAGGAGACACUUUUACUCGAAAUCAAACUCUUCCCAGCACUGGGAAGGUAAGACCCCGUUUAAUUUGGUAUAUUCCAAUGUUUUUGAGCCGUUAUAGUUGAUUGUAAA